AUGACAAUCUUAACGACUAUAAUUGUAUCAUCACUGAUCAUCGCUACUGUAGUUGGUCCAUCGGCGCUCACUGUGUAUCACUGUCAAAAGAAUCGAAAAACACGAAAAGUAGAUAUCGGGGUACAAUGUGGUGAAGGUGAAGAUGUAUGUGAAUUCACAGUUGCUGCUUCUACGGCACCGACGAGUAGUAAAGAUCAACAAGGGUCGGAGACGUCGACUUUGAAUACGGUGUUAGAUACAGACUCUAUUGAAACUGUAAACACUUCUGUAACCCCUUCUGUAGUUCCUUUUCCAGCUGUUGAGUGGGAUAUUGAAGGUAGUUACGUUGCCUGGUGGGGGACUUCUGUACCACCAAGAGAAAGACCAUCUAAAUCUCUUUGGUGGCUGCAGAAUCCAGAUUACUUUUGGAAUUUAGGUCUUGGUGUAUAA
Molecule: messenger RNA, 429 nt
Organism: Ambispora gerdemannii
Lineage: Eukaryota; Fungi; Glomeromycota; Glomeromycetes; Archaeosporales; Ambisporaceae
Source: the annotation of a GenBank genome assembly